CUGGUUUUGGUGCUUUGUGUAAAUAUUACAGACAGAAAAUUUUACGAUGAGAAAGUGACUUUCAAAAAUUUAUAGAGUUUGAAGAUGCACUGGAGCAGGAGAAGAAAGAACUACAAAUCCAAGUGGAACACCUUGAAUUUCAGACUCGACAGCUGGAGCUGAAGAUCAAAAACUAUGCAGAUCAGAUUUCACGACUGGAGGAACGUGAGUCAGAAAUGAAGAAAGAGUACAAUGCACUACAUCAGCGUCACACAGAGAUGAUCCAGACCUACGUGGAACACAUUGAGCGAUCCAAGAUGCAGCAAGUUGCAGGAAAUAAUCAAACUGAGGGUAGUCUGCCUGGGAGGAGCAGGAAGGAACGCCCUAACUCUCUGAACGUCUUCCCCCUCACGGAUGGCAUGGUACGUGGGCAGAUAGGGGCCAAGAUCGUCCCAACACUGGACCACUGGCACCUGAAUGACCUCGGCCAGCUGCAGUCCAACUCCAGCUACAAGGUUUUAUAG
Molecule: messenger RNA, 503 nt
Organism: Merops nubicus (carmine bee-eater)
Lineage: Eukaryota; Metazoa; Chordata; Aves; Coraciiformes; Meropidae
Product: C-Jun-amino-terminal kinase-interacting protein 3-like
Exons: 5
Biological process (GO): vesicle-mediated transport
Cellular component (GO): cytoplasm
Molecular function (GO): JUN kinase binding; MAP kinase scaffold activity; kinesin binding
Source: RefSeq, a predicted model, not a curated record